AUGUCGAAAUUUGAUGAGGUUUUAAGGCUGCUGGAAAGUGAAAACAUGGGUGAAGUUGCAGAUGCUCUAAUUGUUGAGGAAAUAGACAAUGAAACAUUGCCAUUUAUUACUGAAGAGAUGCUUGAAAAAUUGGGAAUAAGGCCACUUGGUAGACGUCUCAACGCAUUGAAACUCAUCAAAAAUGCUAGUGUAAUUCAACCAGAGUUACCAAAAAAUGUAAGUGGGCAGAAUGAAUCUACAACCAGUCAGCAUGCUGUUAAUGCUAAAGAUGUGCAAAAUAUUGUAGAAAGCUCAUAUGAUGGAAAGAAAGCAUCUGAUACUGCUGCAAAGUUACCAUGCCCCCUACCAUAUCCACCAUUUUCCCCACGAAUAUGUGAUGCAGAACGUAAUAACAACAUCCUUUUAGUAAGAGCUCAAUUGAUUCGUGAGACUGCAAGAUUUUUCCUAAGCUUAAAAUAUGAUUUGGUAAAACAUUAUGAUGAGAUUUGCCAACAUCUCUUAAAAAGAUUCCCUGACCUGCAAGAUGCUAUUAUUUUGCCUGGAGCUACAUGCACUUACAUAAAACUGAAGCAUGAUUUGGCCCAAAGCGUUCGUAAUCAUAAAAGAACCAGUACAAGCACCAGUGUUUUAAAAAAAACUGGUGAGGCACUGAUUACGGAACAGGGUCCACCCAUGUCGUCUGCAGAAAAUGCGCUGGUUACAAAAAUGCUGGAAGAGCUUCAUAGAGCAGCAAACAAAUCAAAACCAUCACAGGACCACAUCAAGAAAUUGCUGCUGGGGCUGAAGAGUAAUUAUAGUGAAUGGAUCAACUCAGAAGUCAGAAGUUUGAAAGACGUGAUAGAAAAAUAUCCUGUAUUGCAAUAUGCCAAAUGGGUCAGUAUUCAAGAUGGUUUUUCUAAAAUAAUUUACCAAGCGUGCCUUUUGAUAGGCACGACUGAGGAAGAAAUUGAUGAACGAAUGUCGUCGUUAUUUGAAAGCAUUAGAAAGAUAAUGGGGUCAAAAGAAGAAAGCGAUCUGAAAUUGGUAAUUUUCGUAGAACAGGCAAUCAACGCAAAAAAAAACGAAAGCGUCUUUCGGAUAAACAUGCCUGGAGCAAAACAAUUUCAACCAACCGCAGCGACGCCCACAUUAAUGGUUACAAUUUCAGAAGAUGGCGAAGAAAUUAAUCAAGGCUUUUUGUUUGUGGAUAAAGUUCUAAUGUGUGAGUUGGAGUAUCCUAAUGUCAUCGUUCUUUUAAAGCUGUGGAUUUCGGCACACUACGUUUUUAAUAUCGAAUAUGGCAAGGAUACCGUAAAUUUUGCCUAUCUCUUGGAAGACUGCGUUCUAAUGGAGCAUGGCCUCAAUAGUAUACAACACUACCGUAAUGCCAGUCAAGCCAAACGCCGAUCCAUCUCCCGUUCCAACAAACUGGAAAUUUUUUAUGGUCGCCUGAAGGCUGCUGGGUUGGAAAUAUAA
This is a messenger RNA of Dendronephthya gigantea, 1455 nucleotides long. RefSeq lists its product as uncharacterized. The transcript has 9 exons. The record is from RefSeq and is a predicted model, not a curated record. Lineage: Eukaryota; Metazoa; Cnidaria; Anthozoa; Malacalcyonacea; Nephtheidae. Bases 1 to 1455 code for a protein of 484 amino acids. Gene Ontology annotation, molecular function: protein binding.